Messenger RNA from Hyalella azteca, 1902 nucleotides. RefSeq lists its product as uncharacterized. The record is from RefSeq and is a predicted model, not a curated record. The transcript is spliced from 14 exons. Bases 14 to 1834 code for a protein of 606 amino acids. NCBI's taxonomy places the organism in Eukaryota, Metazoa, Arthropoda, Malacostraca, Amphipoda, Hyalellidae.
CUGUAACGUGAACAUGGGUCGGCGGUCAAGAAUGGUUGGGUGUUACGUAGUUGUUCUUGCGGUCAUAGCAGUUGCGGCGUCUGCUGCAUCUCGUGGGCCUGAAUCGUCGCGAGCCCGGCGAGCCGCUGUGGAUAAUGUGGACGUUUACACAGGUGACGUUCAUUACCGCUACUCACCCGAAAACACGGAAAUUCUUGGCGAUCAACCAAGACCAGCUUCGGAACGCGUACCCAUCUCAGAGUAUGCCUUUGAAAAGAACAGAUUAGGGACCACUCCUGCGGUUCCUACCGAGAAAGGCCGUCGUAAGCAAACCAAUGCUAGAGAAUUUCCCCAGCUCAGGCAGCCCCGCGUGGAUGACCAGUAUCCUGACAUCACUUCUAGGCUGGGAGUCAAAUCUCCAAGCAGUAAUUUGCUUCCACUAACCGAAGAUCGGCGCAUACAGCUUGAAAACUUCCAGAGAAAUAACCUAUUAUUGAACCGGGAGCAACUUAGACAGAGGGAGAUAGAGCAAUGGGUGAAUUACACGUUAUCUCUAUCAACUACCCCUCGACCCGUUCCUACAAAUGCUGGACAAGGUGCUUCGAAAGCCACGUCCACAUCAGAGGGCGGCAGGUUCUCGCCCUCUCGUCCAGGGUCAGCUGGAUUGUAUGGUGCCACUCCGCUGCCACCUCAUGCAGUGGAGCAUACAGACGCAAGGUCUUCCAGUGCGUCGAGAGAUACUGGCGCGAAGGUGGCGGUCCACCUGGAGAUGCCAGGAAGGAAAAUUUCUAUGACAGAUUCAGACUCUGAAUUAGUUUCCAAACUCUUAACUACCUUGGCCGAAGCCACUACCGAGUCAUCUGCGUCCAAAGAGGAGCCUGUUCCUGAGAAUAUAUCUGUUCAAAAUCAGCAGCUGGUGGUAGAGACCCAGCGCAAUAAGGAGCGCGAACAUAUCGAUCCUAAUUAUUUUAAUAAGCCACUGAUAAACUUCGUCGAUUAUGCACUGCUCUCCAUCGAAGACUACCAGAAAGAACUAGCAGCACAAAACGUGGAGCUUCCUCCGAUGCACAGACAACACUUGGUUAGUGCUGACCUGACGAGCCCUAGCGAUUCGCUGCACAUGCGACAGGCAGGACCUCUGUGUGGAGUUUUCCUAACGCCUCUCUUCAAUGCUGAAGUUAGGGCCGUCAAUGUCUCUACAUACUUGAUAAGAAAUAUGUACAUGAACUCACGGAUCCGUUCUACUCACCUCAGGUUCACGUUUCAUUCCCUCGACGGAGUCGGAAUCUACAACUUCACCCUGGACCCCUCCGACCGCUUGGAACUUCAUGAUCAUCGUUUCUUCGUAGACAUGCCGGGUCAUCUGUCACGAACAAGAAAGAUUUCCGUCGCUGAUAACCUUGGCUAUUUCAACACCGAAAUAGAUGUAUCACAGUGCGUCGUUCCUCGAGCCCUGACACUUGGCCCCUUCAUUAGUAAUCAGAACCUCAUUCAAUCCAGAAACGUCCUGCUUCGCACUUCGAACGUGAUGACUAUAGAGGGGUUCACGUACACUGGCACCGCAUCCUCUGUCUACUUCUGGGCCGGCGUUGGUAGAGAUAUCGAAGACGGUGUGAGGAUACCGUCUGAGACCGGCAACUUGGAUCCGAUUUCGAACUACAUCAACAAAGACAUAACCUUGAAGUUGCCGCAUGCGCUUACAUUUUACGACAUUGAUUACGUGGCAGUCAUUUGCAUCGAGUACCGUAAGGUCUUUGGCUACAUAAAAAUUAAACAAGAGUGGUGGGGCCGACACGUUCUCCCACCGGCCAUCGUAUCGGAGCGAGUCUACGAUGAAAGAAACUAUAAUCUCUGAAUUGGUUGGGCAAUAUCCAAGUUGUUUAUGUUUUGUUUACUUUGAAUAAAUGUGAUAAAUACGUUUGA